Molecule: messenger RNA, 5120 nt
Organism: Acinonyx jubatus (cheetah)
Lineage: Eukaryota; Metazoa; Chordata; Mammalia; Carnivora; Felidae
Gene: MEX3A
Product: mex-3 RNA binding family member A
Exons: 2
Coding region: 782-2344 (520 amino acids)
Molecular function (GO): RNA binding
Source: RefSeq, a predicted model, not a curated record
CACCCCCCGGCCGGCCCGGACGAGGCGGGGGCGGGUGGCGAGCCCGUCUGGGGAGGGGGCGCUCCGUCAGCCUUUUCCGACCCGCUCCGGUUCCGUCCCCCGCGCGCGCCCCUCCCUCGGGGAAACCAGGGACCUCGACUUCCACCACCCCCACCCCCACCCCGCUGCGCCCCGGAGCCGGGCUGGAGACCGGAGGCACGUCCCCAUCCUCCGCGGGGCGAGGAGCCCGAGCCCGCGCCCCCGAGGGCGGGAAACUACAACUCCCGGCAUGCCCCGGGCGCCCCCGCGCCCCCCCCGCAGUUCCAUGCUGCUCCAUCCAGUUCAUUUAAAACAAAAGAGUUUGAGCGCUGGAAGGGGCUGGGCUCGACUGGGGGCCACUGGGCGCCGCUCCCGGACCGGGGCUCGGUGCGGGAGCCUGAGGGGGGCGUCUGGACGGCGGGGUCUAGAGCCGCCCGGGUCCGAGGCGGGAGGGGUGGGGGCAGAGAUCCCGCAGCCCCCCGCCCCCCGUCACCCCCGGAGCGGAGACGAGAGCGGCUUCCUCGGUUUUGCUUCUCUUUCCCCCCACCCCCACCCCGGGGGCUGGGGCGAGGGGAGUCGGGUUACAGGGUGUUUGGGGAGGGGGGCUUAGGGGGAGGGUCUAUCUUUCUAUCUCGCUUUCUUCCCCCCUCCCCAGUUCUUUGUUCCCCCCUCCCCACACGCCCCCCUCCUCUCCCCUCCCCUCCUCUCUCCUCUUUUCCCUUCCACCACCUCUCUCCCUCUCUCCCCCAGCUUUUGUUUCGCCAUGCCUAGUCUAGUGGUAUCUGGAAUAAUGGAAAGAAAUGGGGGCUUUGGAGAACUAGGAUGUUUCGGGGGAAGCGCUAAGGACCGAGGGCUGCUGGAAGACGAGCGCGCCCUUCAGCUGGCUCUCGAUCAACUCUGCCUCCUGGGUUUGGGGGAGCCCCCCGCCCCCACGGCGGGCGAGGACGGGGGAGGUGGGGGGGGCGGCGCCCCCGCGCAGCCGGCCGCCCCCCCGCAGCCGGCCCCGCCGCCGCCGCCCGCGGCGCCCCCGGCCGCCCCGCCGGCGGCCCCCGCGGCGCAGACGCCCCAGCCCCCCACCGCCCCCAAAGGGGCCAGCGACGCCAAGCUCUGCGCUCUCUACAAAGAGGCCGAGCUGCGCCUGAAGGGCAGCAGCAACACCACCGAGUGUGUCCCCGUGCCCACCUCCGAGCACGUGGCCGAGAUCGUGGGCAGGCAAGGCUGCAAGAUUAAGGCUCUGAGGGCCAAGACCAACACGUACAUCAAGACCCCGGUGCGCGGCGAAGAGCCCGUGUUCAUGGUGACCGGGCGGCGGGAGGACGUGGCCACAGCCCGACGGGAAAUCAUCUCGGCGGCCGAGCACUUCUCCAUGAUCCGCGCCUCCCGCAACAAGUCGGGCGCCGCCUUCGGCGUGGCGCCGGCCCUGCCGGGCCAGGUGACCAUUCGCGUGCGGGUGCCCUACCGCGUGGUGGGGCUGGUGGUGGGCCCCAAGGGGGCAACCAUCAAGCGCAUCCAGCAGCAGACCAACACGUACAUCAUCACGCCGAGCCGCGACCGCGACCCGGUGUUCGAGAUCACGGGCGCCCCGGGGAACGUGGAGCGCGCGCGCGAGGAGAUCGAGACGCACAUCGCGGUGCGCACGGGCAAGAUCCUCGAGUACAACAACGAGAACGACUUCCUGGCGGGGAGCCCCGACGCCGGCCUGGACAGCCGCUACUCCGAGGCCUGGCGGGUGCACCCGCCCGGCUGCAAGCCGCUCUCCACCUUCCGCCAGAACAGCCUGGGCUGCAUCGGCGAGUGCGCGGUGGACUCCGGCUUCGAGGCCCCGCGCCUGGGCGAGCAGGGCGGGGACUUCGGCUACGGCGGCUACCUGUUCCCGGGCUACGGCGUGGGCAAGCAGGACGUGUACUACGGCGUGGCCGAGACCAGCCCCCCGCUCUGGGCGGGCCAGGAGAACGCCACGCCCACCUCGGUGCUCUUCUCCUCCGCCUCCUCGUCGUCGUCGUCGUCCGCCAAGGCCCGCGCCGCGCCGCCGGGGGCGCACCGCUCGCCCGCCGCCUCCUCCGCGGGGCCCGAGCUGGCCGGACUGCCCAGACGCCCGCCCGGAGAGCCGCUGCAGGGCUUCUCCAAACUGGGGGGCGGCCUGCGGAGCCCCGGCGGCGGGCGGGACUGCAUGGUGUGCUUCGAGAGCGAGGUGACUGCCGCCCUCGUGCCCUGCGGACACAACCUGUUCUGCAUGGAGUGUGCAGUACGCAUCUGCGAGAGGACGGACCCGGAGUGUCCCGUCUGCCACAUCACGGCCACGCAAGCCAUCCGAAUAUUCUCCUAAGCCCCCUGCCCCAGGCCUCCUGCGUCCCUCCCCAGGGGCCCGCCCUGGAUCUGUUUUCCACCGGGGCCUUUUGGAAAUCAGUGGUCUGAGGGGCAAGGUGCUUAGAGAUACUCGCUCCGUGGGGAGGGGGAGGGGAGGCGAUGGUGGCUGAGGAGGGGUAGGCCACUUUCAGAGCCUCUGGUCACCCCAGUCCUGGAAUGGUGGGGAGGGGGCCAGGCAGGAGAUUUUACGAGAGUUACAACUCUGAUACCUCAACACACCCUUCAAUCUGGAAGCAGCUAAGAGAAACUUUUGUUUUGCCAGAGGUGACCGUUAAGGCACCCUGACCCCCUCUGUCCACCUCCCCAUCUGCAUCACACUGCCCCUCCCUCUGCGGAGGGGAUGGGGAAAGGGAGGGGGACAGGUUCCAUCUGUAUCUAGAGGUGCUCUUUCCAGUCCUCAAGCCCUCUCUGGCCCUGACCUUUGACCUCCCAACAUGACCCUUUAGACCCUCCACUGCCAUAUCCUGUUUGGGAAUCUGUUCCUGGGUUUCCAGUGGUACAAGGGGGUUGGGGCCCUUUCAGAAGUCUGCACAGAUAUUCCGGGCGGGGGGGUGGGGUGGGGGGAAGCAUGUCAAUCUAUAAAGGGCUCAGAGCUCAUCUCCCCGACAGAGCUGGGUGCAGGGGUCUGGAGAGAGAGCUCCUCUCUGCCCCUCCGGCUCCCCGCCCCCAUCUUCCCUCCAUUGGGCUCUCCCUUCCCUUUAAUGUUUCCACCGGCUCUCCUCUUUGCUUCCCCUUGAUGGCUGCCCUUCCCAGCCCUGUCCUCCUCCCCUCUCUUCCCUUCUCCCCCUCCCUCCUGCCCUUCUAGCCCAGCUUUGGGUUCACCACCUCCCCUGGGGAGAAAUAGGGGAGAAGAGCAUUUGGAUGGACCCCCCCCCCAUUUAAUUCCUCUUCUGGCAUUCGGAGGCCCUCCCCACUCCAAAGAAACACCUCUCAUUCUUGAUGGAAUGUAUCCCCAUUCUCAGUGACAAUUUGAGGAGGGAACGAAUACUGGGGUACAUCAAGGGUCGAACCCCCGCCUCUACCGUCUUUGGGCAUUGCAUUUGGGGAGCAGUUCUCGGGCUGGAUUUUCUAGCGGCCGGCAGUGGUAGAGAGCCAGGGUCGUGUGUGUGUCUGCUGUUCAAGGGGACAGGAAGGAGCCUGAGGCUGGUGGAUGGAAGGGCCCCCCCCUCCCCCUGCAGCUCCCACCCCUGUGCCCCUCUCUGGGCCUUACCCAAACCCCUAUCAGCAGGCGAAUCAUGAAGUCUGUCCCACCCAUUGUGGCUGAGGAGAGAGGCUGGGUCUUCAGAGAGAGCUCAGUCCCAGGCCGGUCGGGAUCGUGGUGCCGCAGGGCCCCAUAUUGCUAACAGGCCUUGCAUCCCCCCUCCACUGCUUCCCUGAGGCUCACUUGGGGCUGCCACCAGCCUGCCACCCUCCUGGUUCCGCUGGCCGGGCCAGGAGAGGGUGGGGGAUGGGAGUCCCAGGAGAUUCUUGUAUAUAGUGGGGUGGGACUCUUCCAAGUGAUCUCUGAGCACUUAGCUCGGGAAUCCCAUUCUAUCUGAUGGAGAGGGAGUGCAGGAAUGGAGGUACAGGGGGGAUUUCCUCCUCUCCUUCCUCCUGUUGUGAAUUAACUCACCUCUCCUCGGCCUACCCCUCCAGACCACCAGCCAGGGAGGGGAGAGGAAGGAGGUCACAGUCAGGAAAACUGGCCGCUGACAACUUCCCUCCUUCCCGCCAAUGUGAGCCAUCCUGAGAUGUCUGUACAAUAGAAACCAAACCAAAUGGGCACCCCCGGUCGCCGAGGGGGGGUGGGGAAGGGGGUGGGAAGAAGGGAUGUCUGUCUGUCGAUCCCCCUCCCCCUCUCCACCUCUUACCCACAAAGGCAGAAGACUGUUACUCUAGGGGGCUCGGAAAAUUCAAUCCCACCCUUACUAAUUGAGCCAAACCUAGAAACCAACGCAAAAACACAUAGUGAGAGACAAAACAGAGGAGAGAAAGCGUGAGAGGGAGCGAGAUAGGCGACCAACGCAAAGGAGAGAAAACAAAAAUAGCAAAAAAAAAAAAAAAAAAAAGCAGUUCUUUAUAAUUUAAUAUUCUAUUUUAAUAAAGGCGUUUAUUACCGUAUAAAUGUAGCAAAGAACCUGGGCUAAUAUGAAAAAAAAGACUUUUUAUUAGGUAAUUUAUUAUAUGAAAAGGAUAUUUUAUUUUAUGAUAAAGUGAUCCUUAAAAAAAUAAAAAAACUUUAGAAGGUUUAGAAUAUAUGUAGGGAGAGAAGAAGAAAAAAAAUACAUUUGUAUUCAGAGUUAAAUCUUAAAAAAAAAGUGUUUUUAAUAUAUGUUCGGGUUUACGUUCCUUUUUUCCCCCACUUUUUUUUGGGGAGGAAUGUCAUUUGCUUUUCGUGGGGAGCAUCCUGGGAUGCGUGGUGGAGACAGGGGCUGGGGGAACCUGGUCCUUCUGGGGCCCCACAAGUAGAUUGGAUUUCACUCCAUGGGCCCCCUCCCCGCUCCCCUCCCCCUCGGGGGAGCUGGCAGAGCCAAACAAAGAAAGGGAUUAACAAGAAAGGAAGACGCACUAGGACUGAGGAUCCUGGGCUGCCCCCCCCCCACUUCCCCUGCCCUGUCCCAGGGGCGAGUGAGGAGGGGGAAGUCCAGAGCUGAGGCCUUGCAGGCCUGCGGGAACCCUCAGAGAGGUACAAGAUUUAAGAGAGAUAGUUUUGUUUUGUUUUGUUUAACCAAAAAUGAGAGAGAGAGAGAGAGAGA